Myotis myotis is the source of this 1165-nucleotide messenger RNA. It is a transcript of the gene AGTR2, whose product is annotated as angiotensin II receptor type 2. Gene Ontology annotation, cellular component: membrane. Gene Ontology annotation, biological process: blood vessel diameter maintenance; inflammatory response; immune response. Gene Ontology annotation, molecular function: angiotensin type II receptor activity. The coding region runs from base 1 to 1089 and encodes 362 amino acids. The record is from RefSeq and is a predicted model, not a curated record. The transcript has a single exon. NCBI's taxonomy places the organism in Eukaryota, Metazoa, Chordata, Mammalia, Chiroptera, Vespertilionidae.
AUGAAAGGCAACUUCACCCCUGCCACCAUCAACAAAAACGUCACCAGCAGUCUGGACUUCGGACUUGGGAACAUCUCUGGCAAUGACUCUACCUUUAACUGCUCACAUAAGCCAUCAGAUAAGCAUUUAGAUGCGAUUCCUGUUCUCUACUACAUUAUUUUUGUGAUUGGAUUUCUUGUCAAUACUAUUGUGGUUACACUGUUCUGUUGUCAAAAGGGCCCUAAAAAGGUUUCCAGCAUUUACAUCUUUAACCUGGCUGUGGCUGACUUACUGCUUUUGGCCACUCUUCCUCUCUGGGCGUCCUAUUAUUCUUACAGAUAUGACUGGCUCUUUGGGCCUGUGAUGUGCAAAGUUUUUGGUUCUUUUCUGACCCUGAACAUGUUUGCUAGCAUUUUUUUUAUCACCUGCAUGAGUGUUGAUAGGUACCAAUCUGUCAUCUACCCCUUUCUGUCUCAAAGAAGAAACCCCUGGCAAGCAUCUUAUAUAGUUCCCCUUGUUUGGUGUAUGGCCUGUCUGUCCUCAUUGCCAACAUUUUAUUUUCGCGAUGUCAGAACCGUUGAGUAUUUAGGAGUGAAUGCUUGUGUUAUGGCUUUCCCUCCUGAGAAGUAUGCCCAAUGGUCUGCUGGGAUUGCCUUAAUGAAAAAUAUCCUUGGUUUUAUUAUCCCUUUAAUAUUCAUAGCAACAUGCUAUUUUGGAAUCAGAAAACACUUACUGAAGACCAAUAGCUAUGGGAAGAACAGAAUAACACGUGACCAAGUCCUGAAGAUGGCAGCUGCUGUUGUCCUGGCGUUCAUUAUUUGCUGGCUUCCCUUCCAUGUUCUGACCUUCCUGGAUGCUCUGGCCUGGAUGGGCGUCAUUACUAGCUGCGAAGUUAUAGCAGUCAUUGACCUGGCACUUCCUUUUGCCAUCCUCCUGGGAUUCACCAACAGCUGCGUUAAUCCCUUUUUGUAUUGUUUUGUCGGAAACCGGUUCCAACAGAAGCUCCGCCGUGUGUUUAGGGUUCCAAUUACUUGGCUCCAAGGCAAGAGAGAGAGUGUGUCAUGCCGAAAGAGCAGUUCCCUUAGAGAAAUGGAGACCUUUGUGUCUUAAACAUGAGAAAGGAAUACAGGUCAUGGCUAUUUGGUUUGAGGUCCCCUUGAAUUCUCUUUAAAUGGCUUUCGUAAAA